This is a messenger RNA of Trichomonas vaginalis G3, 1503 nucleotides long. Its product is annotated as alpha-amylase protein. Gene Ontology annotation, biological process: oligosaccharide catabolic process. Lineage: Eukaryota; Parabasalia; Trichomonadida; Trichomonadidae. The transcript has a single exon. Gene Ontology annotation, molecular function: alpha-amylase activity. The coding region runs from base 1 to 1503 and encodes 500 amino acids. The record is from RefSeq and is a predicted model, not a curated record.
AUGGGAAUUUUCCAAAGCGUACCUAUUCAAGCUAAUAAUAAUUAUGCUCAAGGAUUCAUGAACCUCGAUGACAUCGAACCCAAGAUAGAUGUCUCUGAGUUCUACAAACUUCGAAUCUACCAAGUCAUGGUUUCUUCCUUCCAAGCUUCCAAGUGGUUCUUCGGAGGCUAUGGCUGUGGUUAUGGACCAAGUCACCACAGAGGAGACUUAGAUGGCAUCAACAACGCUCUUGACUAUAUCAAGUCUCUUAACAUGAAUGCUCUCUGGAUUACACCAAUCUUCGAUAGUAACUACAGCUACAAAGGAAAGAGAUUACAGUCAACAGGAUACUUUUGCAAUGACUACUUCAAGGUCGACAAGCACUUCGGAGGCGACCAAGCUUUCAAGAGAUUAGUAGAUGCUUGCCAUGAACGUGGAAUCUACGUCAUCCUUGAUGUUGCCUUCGGCCAUAACGGAAAAGUCAAGAAGAACUCUCCAUCAGGACUCAAGCCAACAGAUGAAGUUGCAAAGUUCCCUGAAUCUCUCGAUUUCUGCCUUGAAGUCAUCCAAUACUGGACAGAGAACUUUGAAGUUGAUGGUUGGAGAUUGGAUCAGUGUUAUCAGCUUAACCAGGAUGGUCACAAUUACAUGCACGAUAUCAAAGUUUUCUUCGAAAAGUUAUGCACAAAGAGAAGAGAAGAAGGAAAGAAAUGGGGAACUCUCGGUUACAUUGUUGGUGAACAUUGGGCUGGUGUUGAUGAAAUAAAAGAAACAACAUACAAAGAUGAUGGUCUCUUAUCUGCAUUCGACUUCCCAGCAAGAUAUUCAUUGGUUGCAUCAAUAGCUCAAUGUGAAGAUGGAACAACAGGUGGUGUCGACAGAUUAUCCUAUGUUUUCAAUACACCACAGAACAAAGGAUAUUACGACAACUCCAUUCCAAACAUGUUCAUUGGUAACCAUGAUUUGUGGAGACUCGGAAACCUCAUUCGCUCAAGACAUAAAAGUGAUGAGAGUUCAAAGAUCUACUGGGAUAUCCACAAACUUGCUUUCUCAGUUCUUGCAGCCUACUCAGGUCCAAUUACUGUCUACUACGGAGAAGAAUAUGGAGAUGUUACACUCAAUUGGUUCGGUGAUAAUUCUUGCGGUAAAUAUAUCGCUAGUGACAAUUGCUCUAGAACUAAUGGUAAUAUCUCUAAGUUCGAUUCUAGACAGAGAGAUCUCAUUCAAUUCGUCAAGAAAUUGAUGAAGUUCAGAAAUGAGAAUCCUGCUUUAUACAGAGGAAGAGAUUCAGUUACAAUCCAAGGCGAUAUCCUUGUCAAUUACAAAUAUGAUGAUGAAACAGGAAACAAGGUCAUCACCAUGUUCAAUAUCGGACAAAAUGAAUCCACUGUCAACUACAUGUGCGAUCAUAAGGAAAUUAUGAAUAUCAUGAAUCCGAAAGAGCAAUAUCAAGUUUCAGAUAAUGGAACUUUCGAUGUUACUCUUAAGAGAAUGGGAACAGCAUACUUUACAGUUGUUGCUUAA